This is a messenger RNA of Rhagoletis pomonella (apple maggot), 1052 nucleotides long. RefSeq lists its product as uncharacterized. Lineage: Eukaryota; Metazoa; Arthropoda; Insecta; Diptera; Tephritidae. The record is from RefSeq and is a predicted model, not a curated record. The transcript has 6 exons. Bases 288 to 1052 code for a protein of 254 amino acids.
CAUAAGUGAAGAUUUAUCUUCAAAAUGAAGAUUUCCUUGGAUCUUUUUUGUUAUAAAUCUUCGAAUGAAGAUUUUUCAGAUAUCCAAAAAUUGCACUGAAAAAAUCUUCAAAAUGAAGAUUUUUAUAUUGGCAAAAAGAUUUUUCUUUUAUGUCGACUACAUACUACGUUUUCGAAAAAGUACUAUACAACUCUAAAAUUUUUGUCAGUGUACUCUAAGUGAAAUUUUUCAUGCUGCACGCCCUGUAUUAAAAACGUCAAUAUGGGUAGUAACUUCACUUUAACCAAAUGACAGGUGUCAAGUGCGAUGCCAUUUUGAAUAACGAACACUAUGAAAUGGAAAAGUUUAUAACAAUCACGAGGAAAAGAAAAGAAGAAACUUCUGCAAAUACCGAAGGAGGGAUUGAACGAGACGCUGCCGCUGAGGAAUACGUAGAGCGAUCUAAAACAAAGAGGAGAUCUUUUAACGCACAUUGGGGAGAUGAUGAAGAAUUUAAGAAGUGGUUAAUAACAGGAGCGCACGGCUUACCGCGUUGUAAAGUAUGUGGCGUCGAUCUUAAAGCAUCUGGAGGAAAAAAGGAUUUAACUGCGCAUGCAAAGACCACCAAACAUAUUGAAAAUUCAAAUGCAGUUAAUAUACACAAGGGAAGCAAAGAAAUUAUAGAAGGCAUUCCGCGAGCAACGUUUUUUGCUGAAAUAAAAGUUGCGGCUUUUUGUGCAGAGCAUAAUAUAGCCUUCACCAGCAUGGAUCAUCUUUCACCUCUUAUAAAUAACACAUUUUUAGAGUCGAAAGCGGCACAAAACUUCGCUUGUCGGCAUGAGUCUACGGACAUAUCGACAUCAAAAUUAUUGUGCUUAGUUGUGAAAAUUGAAGAAAAUGGUAAUGUACAAGAUUUUUUUCUGACAUGUUUGAAAAUCACUAAAGCCAACGCGGAAAUGAAUAACAUUCAAGAUUUAGAUUCUGAAUGGAGAGAACUACGAACUUUUGAUUUCAAAAAUCGUGACUUAUCUGAAGCGACAGAUAUAGAGACAUUCUGGAAAUAUGGAAACUAA